AAGCCAAUCUACUCGGUCUUCAUUAUUUUUUUUUUAAUGUACAUUUUACAGUCUCUCCACUUAGAUACCAGGUCAUCAUCCUUAGCCAUCUCCGCUAGACAUCAUUUGCAGUUAUCUUCGUCAUUUCAAUAUAAAUAGACAUGUCCAAAAUAAAUUCCAAGCGCUAUUAAUCUUGGGAUCGAUAACAAUGGAGGCUAAAACCAAGGCACCUCCUCUUCCUCUUCACACAGUUAGAUCCAUGCCUCAAACAACCUUCAACCGUGUAUUUGCUUCAGUCUACGCUUGUGCCAUUCUUGCUCUACUCUAUCACCAUCUCAUAUCUCUUCUUUACUCCAAAACCAUCGUCUCUUUCUCCAUAACUCUCAUUUUGUUAAUCUCUGAUCUAAUUCUUGCCUUCAUGUGGAUCAACACGCAGUCCACUCGCAUGUAUCCAGUCUAUCGACAACAAUUCCCAGAAAAUUUGAAGAAAGUUUUGAAAAGAAACGAUUAUCCAGGUUUAGACGUGUUUAUAUGUACUGCAGAUCCAUAUAAAGAGCCGCCAAUAAGUCUAGUGAAUACAGCUUUAUCAGUAAUGGCUUAUGAUUAUCCAGUGGAGAAGGUUUCUGUGUAUGUAUCUGAUGAUGGUGGCUCAGCCUUGACUCUCUUUGCUUUAAUGGAGGCGGCUAGAUUUGCCAGCCAUUGGUUACCAUUUUGCCAGAAGAAUCGCCCAAUGGAUAGAAGUCCUGAAGCUUAUUUUAAAUCAUCAAAUCAAAUUUUGUCUCCAGAUACUGAAAAGAUUAAGAUAAUGUACGAAAGAUUGAAAACGAAAAUAAAACGUGUUCUUGAGAGAGGGAAAGUUGAUGAAGAAUUCAUCAAGGGAGCUCAAGAGUACGAGGCAUUUAAUAAAUGGACUGAUAAAUUCACUCGACAAGACCAUCCCACUGUUAUUCAGGUUUUAUUAGAUACCAACAAGGACAGAGAUGUUACUGGUCAUCAAAUGCCAAACCUCAUUUAUGUAACUAGAGAGAAAAGCAAUACUUCAACGCACCACUUCAAAGCUGGUGCCCUAAAUGUUCUGUUAAGGGUUUCAGCUUCCAUGACUAAUGCACCAAUAGUCUUGACCCAAGAUUGUGAUAUGUAUUCUAAUGAUCCUCAAACACCACUUCUUGCCCUUUGUUACUUCUGUGACCCUGAUCCUGCUAUUAGGUCUAAAUUAGGUUAUGUUCAGUUUCCUCAAAGAUUCCAUGGAAUUAACAAGAACGACAUAUAUGCUUGUGCUUAUAAACGAUUAUAUGAGAUUCAACCAAUGGGGUUCGAUGGUCUUAAAGGCCCCCAUUAUCUUGGCUCUGGAUGUUUCUUUUCUCGAAGAGUUUUCUUCGGAGGACCAUCAGCUCUACUUGCACCGGAGAUACCUGAGUUGCACCCAGUUCAUGCUGUGGACAAACCCCUUCAAUCAAAAUCAAGUUUGGCACUGGCUCAUCAAGUUGCAAGUUCCAAUUAUGAGAACCAGACUAAUUGGGGCACAAAGAUAGGAUUUAGGUAUGGAUCACUUUCUGAAGACUUCUUAACCGGUUUUCAUAUGCAUUGUGAAGGAUGGAAGUCUAUAUUUUGCCACCCUAAAAGGGCAGCAUUUUUAGGGGAUGCUCCAAUUACCUUGAUUGACUUGCUGAGUCAACAAAAGAGAUGGACCCAUGGGGUUCUUCAGGUUGGGUUUUGUAAACACAGCCCAAUUACUUUUGGUGUUAAGGCAACCGGCCCCUUAAUGGCCUUAGGUUAUGCACAGUCAACAUUUUGGGCCAGCUGGACAAUUCCAAUCACAACAUAUGCCUUCCUUCCUCAGCUAGCUCUUCUCAAUAAUGUUUAUAUUUUUCCAAAGGUAUCAGAUCAAUUCCCAUGGUUUCUGCUCUAUUUGUUUUUAUUUCUUGGAGCUUAUGGGCAAGAUUUUCUUGACUUUGUCUUGGACGGUGGGUCAGCCAAAUCUUGGUGGAACGACCAAAGAAUAUGGCACGUAAGGGGACUAACAUGUUACUUGUUUGGGUCCAUUGAGUUCUUGCUUAAGGCUUUAGGACUCUCAAGUUUUGGUUUUAACGUGACCAGUAAAACAGUAAAUGAUGAAGUAAGUAAAAGAUAUGAGCAAGGCAUCUUUGAGUUUGGAGUUCAUUCUCCAAUGUUUGUCUCUCUUACGAUGGCAGCUUUAGUUAACUUGAUUUCACUUGUCCAUGGCGUCUUUCAAGUUUUGAAAGAUGGUAACUUGGAGGAACCAUUUCUGCAGAUACUUAUUGCAGGUUUUGCUGUCUUGAAUUGUUGGCCAAUUUAUGAAGCUAUAACGUUCAGAACUGAUAGUGGGAAAAUGCCAAUCAAAACUAUUUACGUCUCCAUAUUUUUGACAUGUUGUAUUUAUUUAGUUGCUUCUUUCAUUUUGUGAAAUCUUCCAUUGACAUUAUUUAUUUAUUAUUGAAAAUGGACCGCUGUAAUUGUUUAUGGCUGUAGAUCUAAAUCCAAGAGAAUUGCAGGCUCUGCGUUUUUUUUCUUUUUUAUCUCAA
Molecule: messenger RNA, 2522 nt
Organism: Jatropha curcas
Lineage: Eukaryota; Viridiplantae; Streptophyta; Magnoliopsida; Malpighiales; Euphorbiaceae
Product: cellulose synthase-like protein G3
Biological process (GO): cellulose biosynthetic process
Cellular component (GO): membrane
Molecular function (GO): cellulose synthase (UDP-forming) activity
Source: RefSeq, a predicted model, not a curated record